Molecule: messenger RNA, 225 nt
Organism: Chaetomium globosum CBS 148.51
Lineage: Eukaryota; Fungi; Ascomycota; Sordariomycetes; Sordariales; Chaetomiaceae
Exons: 2
Coding region: 1-225 (74 amino acids)
Source: RefSeq, a predicted model, not a curated record
AUGUCUAGAUCAAACAGCGCUAAAACCGCGGGAUUGUGGGCAAGGGAACCCGACAACUCCCCGGAACUCUCGACAAGAUCACCAGCGACAGAAUGUAGAGAACCAAAGCUGAAGAAGGCCGUCGAGGAUGGCAUGGCUUGCAUCGAAACGCCCUACGACGCCAAGGAGCCACAAGAAGGUCCUCGAUGCUUUGCUGAGUGCCAAAGACCUCAUUUACGCGGAUAA